AUCAAUUAUGUAACCAAAUCCUCUUAUGUACGAAUAAAUUGGUAUGAUCACCUGACUAUUUCGCCGUGGAAAAUUUUAUAAUUACUGUAGUGGGUGUGAUAAGUGGAACAUGUAAUGGUCUCGUUGUUGAACAGGAUACGGCGUGCCGGAUUAGUCACCGAAAGUUAUCAAAGCGGGUGCAUAAUUUCGGUUUCUUAUCUUACCCAAAAACGCACAAAAAAAGGCGCGAGGGGACAACACCGAUCGGGUGAAGAAAUUUUUGAGAAAUUGGAGCAAAACCAUCGUUGUACAAUAGCAUAAACGAGCAAGGGGAUGGUUUACUUGUUGGCGGAUUGGGGUAUGGGAGAACAUGAAACACGAAGUAGACAUUAUGCAGAGCAAUCUCAAGAUUUGCUUUGUCUUGAACAGCGGGACGAAUUUGAUGAAGUUGAUCUUCACCCCCUUAGUAAUCAGGUCGGAGGACAUACAAGACUUAUGGUAUUGAAUCCCAGUACAAUUUGCAAACCGCUGAACUAUAGAGAAUUAGAAUUCUACCGAAAUAUUCAAGACAAAGACAUCAGACAUUUUGUACCAAAAUAUAAAGGAGUUAUGCAAGCAACCUUAUGUGGUGGUGCAAAAAUGGAGAAACGAUACAGUCCUAGUUUUCGAGACGAUUCAACUAGAUCUAAGAGUGGCUCCAAACGCAAACGAGAGGAUGUUGUAAAGAUCAGAGUGCAUCACAAUGGUAACCCGACAGACGUAAUGAAAAGUAUCUCUCAAUCUGACAAUACGAAUAAGCAAUAUUUUUUAAUGCUAGAAAACAUCACUUCACACUACAUUCAGCCGUGCAUAUUAGACUUGAAAAUGGGUACGAGGCAACAUGGAGACGACGCGUCUGCUGAAAAAAGGUACAAACAAAUCGCCAAGUGUCAGGCGAGCACAUCUGCUUCCCUAGGAGUCAGACUGUGCGGCAUGCAAGUUUAUCAAGGAGAUACAAAUCGGUAUUACAAAAAGGACAAAUAUUGGGGAAGGGAACUAAAUGAAGAUGGUUUUAAAAAUGCCCUGUAUAAGUUUUUCCAUAACGGUUACGGGCUUAGAGUUAAUGUGAUUAGAAAAGUAAUUACGAAAUUAGAACAAUUACGGCAGAUAAUCGAGCAACAAAGUAGCUAUCGAUAUUACUCGUGUUCGCUUUUAAUUGUUUACGAAGGAAAUGUAGCCAUUCCUAGUACAACCACAGAAAGUUCUAGCAACCUAGUUCCUCAUUUUUGUGAUUUUACCCAAGAAUCCGAAGACAAUAGUCAGGAAGUGCCCUGCUGUUACGACGCAGAUACGAGUAAUUGUUCAAUGGAUUGCGGCCACGACGAAGUAAGCCAAGACAUGCACCAUCGCGGUUUCGGCGAAGCGGCUGCGCGUGGAGCGCAAUCUAGCGAUUUUUAUCCUAUAUCUGAGGAGACAAUGUUCUUAGAUACACCGCCCAGUAUUCCCCGUAUUACAACAUCAAGUCCGGUAGAUAGCUGGAUGAUGUACUCGAAUAGUAGUAGUGACGAAUAUUCCCUCUGUGGCCAACUCCAUGGAGGAAGUUCGAAUGAAGAUACUUCGGAUUUCGAACCGACAUCUCCAAAAAAGAAUAAACCUAAGCAUAGUAGUUGUAAGCUUCUGCAGUAUGCAGAUUUAGAGUUAGAAGACGAAGAUGACGAGGAAAUAGCACCUUCCGUUUCACAUAAAAAUGUUCCGAAGCGACUGAGGGUGAAAGACACCUUAACUGUAGCUUCAAGCUCAAGAUCUCGAUCUCCUAGUAUAACGCCAGUCGAUGUUCGUAUGAUUGAUUUCGCAAACACUACUUUUGCCGAAAAAUCUUCUGCCUCAUCAUCAUCCUCUACAGUUCACUAUGGACCUGAUGGAGGUUUCUUGACCGGAUUGGAUAGUUUGAAAAGAUUACUUCUACAAAUCGUAUCGGAAGGUUAAUACGAUCACCCGACCUCCAAGGUGGUGCUUCCCCGCAUGCCGCGGUGAUUGCUAUUGAAAAGAACCAAUUGAAUUUACAUUUAAGUACCACAGAUUCCAGCCUUAGGUUUACAAAUUUGUGAUUUUAUUUCAAUAAAGCCGAUGUCUAGAUGA
Photinus pyralis (common eastern firefly) is the source of this 2097-nucleotide messenger RNA. It is a transcript of the gene Ip6k, whose product is annotated as inositol hexakisphosphate kinase 2. The record is from RefSeq and is a predicted model, not a curated record. NCBI's taxonomy places the organism in Eukaryota, Metazoa, Arthropoda, Insecta, Coleoptera, Lampyridae. The transcript is spliced from 6 exons. Bases 313 to 1944 code for a protein of 543 amino acids. Gene Ontology annotation, biological process: phosphatidylinositol phosphate biosynthetic process; inositol phosphate biosynthetic process. Gene Ontology annotation, cellular component: cytoplasm; nucleus. Gene Ontology annotation, molecular function: inositol hexakisphosphate kinase activity.